AUGCUAUAGUAUUUAUUAUUUAUUAAUAAUUUGGAAAACAAAGUGCAUUCAUAAUGAACUUAUCUUUAAGAAUUGGUGUACUAAUUGUUCUAAUAUUUUUGGCAAUAGAGAGUUCGUUUAGUAUAUAUUUAUUAAAACAAAAUAGAAAGUCUCAAAAUGUCGAGUAUUGUUACGCAAAUGAUCCAUCUCCAUCAAAACGUUUUGCAACAAAAACUGUAUAUGAUUUUAAUAAAAAUAUCACGAAGCCAACUUUACCCGCAAAAUGCAAACCUGUUCAAUUAUGGAGUGUGAUUCGUCAUGGAGUUCGAUUACAAGAGACUGAGGAAGUAUUAAUACUUCAAAACGAUUUACCAAAAAUUCAAGAAGAAAUUGUAAAAAAUUAUGAAAAAAAAACUUAUAAAUCUCGUUUAUGUGAGGAAGAUUUUAAUAAUAUUAAAAAUUGGAAAUUGGAUCCAUUUGUAAGUUUUGAAACUGCUUAUGGAUUAGCGGAUUCUGGUGCACAACAAGUAACUGAGUUAGCUGAUCAUUUUCGAAGAGACUAUUCAAGUUUAUUUGAUUUUCCUUAUAAUGAAGAUAACUAUGUUGUACAUUCAUUUGUUGAUCCAUGUGUCACUAAAACUUGUGAUAUAUUUCUGGAUCGUAUAUUUAAUCACAGUAGCAGAAAUUACAAGAAAGAUUCACUGAUAAACGACGAACGAUUUCGAUUUCCAAUGGAUUUACCAGAACCCAACCGUUUUCUAGAAUCGCCUAUGAUACAAGAAAUGAUAUUGGAUGUCAGUGAAAAAUUAGGAUAUAUUGAAACACCAUUAAAUUGGACAAGCGUAAAAUUAUUGUACGAUAUGUGUCGAUACGAUAACGCAUGGCACUUAAAUGAAUUAUCGCCAUGGUGUGCUGUAUUUACGACCGAACAAAAAAACUUAUUUGAAUAUCAUGAAGACUUAUUUUGCUAUUAUGAAUACGGAUACGGUAAUGAAACUGCUAUAGAUGCCGGAUGUACAACUGCCAAAUCAAUGAUGUAUUAUUUUAUGAAAACUGCAAAUAAUGAAUUGAAUCAACCAAAAGGAAUACUAAUUUUUUCACAUCGUGCUACUUUUGAAGGAUUAUUUGUAAGUUUAAAUGCCAAAAGAGAUUCAUACUUAUUGACAGCUGAUAAUUAUGAAUAUGCAACAGAUCGAAAAUGGAAAACAACUGAUGAUAUUCCAUUUUCAGGUCAUGUUACAGCUACAUUUUAUUCGUGUGAUGAUAAUGAAAAAUACGUACAAUUUAUAAUAAAUGAAGAACCAUUAGAAGUAGAUUUACCAGGAUGUGUACAAGGAAUAUGUCCAUGGCAAUCAGUUUUCAAUAGAUUAAAACCUAUUGCUGAUAAUUGUGUUAUUGAUUGAAGUUAGACAAUUUUUUUAAUAAAAACAUUUAAUAUAA
Chrysoperla carnea is the source of this 1419-nucleotide messenger RNA. RefSeq names its product multiple inositol polyphosphate phosphatase 1-like. The record is from RefSeq and is a predicted model, not a curated record. Gene Ontology annotation, molecular function: acid phosphatase activity; inositol phosphate phosphatase activity. NCBI's taxonomy places the organism in Eukaryota, Metazoa, Arthropoda, Insecta, Neuroptera, Chrysopidae. The coding region runs from base 54 to 1382 and encodes 442 amino acids. The transcript has 8 exons.